AUGGCUGCAAGACCUAAGGGAGGGCAGAGUCAUGGCGAGCUAUCUGGCAAAGCUUUAACAUCUGAAAUUGCACGGCUGGGUCGGAGCGGCCGAUGGCAGGAGGUCUUGCAGCUCGCCACUAAGACAUUAUCAAGUGAAGGCGGUUUGCGGCCCAAUGUCAUCUCCAUGAACGCAGCCCUGGCUGCCUUUUGCCGAAGCAGAGCCUGGCGAUGGUCCCUGGCUCUUCUGGGAGUUUUGGAGACCAGGGGUCUGGACCCCGAUGCAGUGACUUGUGGUUCAGCGAUCCAUGCCUGCGGCAUUGGGAACUCGUGGCCGACCUCCAUGGCACUACUGCGGAGGAUGAAGACCUUGAACGCAGAGCCCAGCACGACCACGCUGAACGAGGCCCUCAACGCUUUGCAGUUUGACACCCCCAACUGGCAAACUGGACUAGAGUUAGCAGAGCGCAUAGCUACGGAGGGGCUCCGACCGGAUGUUAUCACGCGGGGUAGCUUGGCCUCUGCCAGCGGGCACAGAUGGGCUGAGGCCCUGAAUUUGUUUCGAAGCAUGGGGGGCGCUGCAGCCUUGAGCACGGCACUGGUGGGUGGUAUCAUUUCCAGCUGCACCGCUGCUUUGCGCUGGCAUCGCGCCAUGGAGUCCCUUCUCCAUUUGCGUCAGGUGGAAGCUGGUGCUGGGGUCAGCGGGAGCUUGGUGAUUUGCCGUGGAUCGGUCCUGAAAUCUCUAGCACGGAGCUUCCGUUGGGAGCUUUGCUGUGCCGAGCUCCUGGAGAUGUGGCGCCGAUGCCGCAGCCAGGAACCUCGCUCUUCUGCGGAGCCUCCACCUGACCUGUGGGCCCACAACGUGUGCAUCAGCGCCUGUGAGCUCAGCGGCCGCUGGCGGCAGGCGCUGCUCCUCUUGCGACUGGCCAGGGGCUGCCGGCUGCAGUUGGACGAGAUCAGCUUCGCAUCAGCGGCGAGUGCUUGCACGAGGCGAGGCCUGGCUUGGGCCUUUGGCCUCUGGCUCUUCGAGGAGCUCCGUCUGGGGGGUGGCCCGGAGCCGGAUGCGGUGUUCAUGACCGCGACGUUGACUGCCUGCGACGUGGGGCAGCGCUGGCAUUCGGCUAUGAAGUUGCGUCGAACGCUGGAAAUGCCAGGCCUCCAGACAGACGAGGCCAUGAACCUCCCCGUUAUGAGCUGCUGCCAGAGGUCAGCUUUCUGGACCACUGCUCUGCAGCUGCUGGAGGAGAUGCCUCUCACCUACGGUGUCGGUAACGCCGCCGUCGGCGCAUGCAGUCGGGCCAUGCAGUGGAUGCAGUCGAGCUUCCUCCUGCGCUUCCUUCCCGAUCGAGACGUGCUCUCCUUCGCAGCCUUCCUCGAUCCCUCG
Messenger RNA from Symbiodinium sp. CCMP2456, 1362 nucleotides. NCBI's taxonomy places the organism in Eukaryota, Dinophyceae, Suessiales, Symbiodiniaceae. The record is from the annotation of a GenBank genome assembly.